AUGACUGAAGUAUCAUCAUUAAAAGUAUCCAGCGAUGAAAAUGACUACAUUGACGAAAAGAAAAUUCCUCAUGAUUUUGUAAAUCAUAUUCCUGAAGAUGUAGAGGUUGAACCAAUUUUAAGUAUGGUCAUAUCUCCCAACGGUGAGGAGAUAAUGAUUGACAUGGCUCAUGCGGAUGAAGCCCUUCAAUUUGUCAAAGAAGCUGAAAAUAUUGUUGUUACGCCUGAAGAAGACAGAAAACUUUGCUGGAAAAUCGAUAUGUGCAUGUUCCCACUUAUGUGCCUAAUUUAUGCCGUUCAAUUUAUGGAUAAGAUUGCUACCAGUUCUGCAGCUGUUAUGGGUUUAAGAGAGGACUUAAAAAUGAAGGGGAACCAAUACUCUUGGGUUGGUUCUGCUUUUUAUUUUGGUUACUUAUUUAUGAAUUUAGGACCGGUUCAAUUAAUUUUCCAAAAGACUAAAUAUAUGGCUAAAUACCUUGCUGUGUUCAUUAUGAUAUGGGGGUUGAUUCUUACCUGUCAUGCUGCACCAAGUGUAAAUUAUGCUGCUUUUAUUGCAUUGAGAGUACUUUUAGGAUGCGCUGAAAGUGUUGUGACUCCAUGUUUCACAAUCAUUACAGCUCAAUAUUGGAAAACCAGUGAACAAUUCACUAGAAUUUCCAUUUGGUUUGGUAUGAAUGGUUUAGGUUCCAUUAUCUUAAACUCAAUGGCAUAUGGUAUUUAUAUUCACCAAGAUACAUAUCAAAUAAAAGCUUGGAGAUUGCUAUUCGUAAUUACAGGUGUCAUCACUAUAUUUCUGGGUAUUUUAAUAUAUUUAUGGAUUCCAGAUGAUCCAUCGAAGGCUCGGUUUUUAUCAAGAGAAGAGAAAUUGAUGGUUGUUCAAAGAAUUAGAUCCAACCAACAAGGUUUUGGUAACCGUGAAAUAAAGAAAUAUCAAAUAAUUGAAGCCUUGAAGGAUGUCAGGACUUGGUUAUACUUCGCUUUUACCGUAUCUUCAAAUAUUCCAAAUGGUGGUAUUUCAAAUUUCAUCUCCAUUUUAUUCCAUACUGAUUUUGGUUAUAGUACAAAGGACACAUUACUUAUGGGUAUCCCAACAGGUGCUGUAGAGAUUGUUGGCUGUCCAUUGUUUGGUAUACUUGCUGUUUAUGCUGCCAGAAAAAGGAUUCCAUUUUGGCAACACAGGUUAACCUGGGCUAUUUUUGCAGCUAUAUUGGCUCUAAUUGCCAGUUGUAUGUUAGGUUUCGCUAAUAAAUCCAAGGGUGCUAGGUUAGGUGGUGCUUAUUUGUGGUAUAUAUCUCCUGUAUCAUUUAUCUGUGUGUUAUCGAAUAUUAGCGCCAAUUCUUCAGGUUAUACGAAGAAAUGGACUGUUUCAUCUAUUAAUUUGGUCGCAUAUGCAGCAGCAAAUUUGGCUGGUCCACAAACAUUUAUUGCUAAACAAGCCCCAGAUUAUCAAGGUGCCAAGAUUGCUAUGGUUGUGUGCUACGCCUGUAUGAUUGUCAUUCUGUCUAUUUUACUAUUUAUAAAUGUCAGAGAAAAUAAGAGAAGAGAUAAAGUACAAGAAGAAAGGGGAGGUCCUGAGAAAUUAGAAAACUUAGAGUUUGCUGAUUGUACUGAUUUUGAAAAUCCUAACUUUAGAUAUACUUUAUAG
Messenger RNA from Maudiozyma barnettii, 1644 nucleotides. It is a transcript of the gene DAL5, whose product is annotated as allantoate permease. Gene Ontology annotation, biological process: dipeptide transport; tripeptide transport; transmembrane transport. Gene Ontology annotation, cellular component: plasma membrane. Lineage: Eukaryota; Fungi; Ascomycota; Saccharomycetes; Saccharomycetales; Saccharomycetaceae. Gene Ontology annotation, molecular function: dipeptide transmembrane transporter activity; allantoate transmembrane transporter activity. Bases 1 to 1644 code for a protein of 547 amino acids. The record is from RefSeq and is a predicted model, not a curated record. The transcript has a single exon.